UAAUUCCAAUGUAAGUAAGGAAAUCACGCGGAUUACCCAAAACUGAGUGAUGAUGAUCAGAAGACUAUUUGAGGCAGCAGUUAAAUACAGGAAGGCUUCAGUGUGGUGUGCUCCUGUUCCUACUCCCGCUCCUGUUCCUGUGGAAAUACACAGGCUCCAAUUGCACUGCUGACUGAGAUUCAGUUCAGUUCCCACAAUGACAGCGCUGUACAGGACAUUCCUGCUCCUCUCAGUUGGUAUGGCUUCACUGUUGGCCCAGAGGUCUGUGAGGAGUAAGAGAAGUCUACUGGAGCUCGCUGGCAUCAUCAAAUGCACCACAGGCAGGUCAGCCUUAUCCUAUUUGAUGUAUGGCUGCUAUUGCGGGCUCGGAGGGAAAGGCUGGCCCAGAGACAGGGCGGACUGGUGUUGCCACAAGCACGACUGCUGCUACGGUGAUGCGGAAGUUGCAGGCUGCCAGACGACGACCGACAAGUAUCAGUGGACUUGUGAGAACAAAGAGGCCGAUUGUGAUUCCCUUAAAGACAAAUGUGAGAAAAUCCUCUGCAAGUGUGACAGAGAAGCAGGCAGGUGCCUAAGAAAGGCCCCUUACCACAAGAAAUAUGCCUUUUGGCCAGACUUUCUGUGUGGCUGUGUACAUCCUACCUGUAAUAUAUACUGAUAUAUCUGUUUGCUACUGAGUAAACAUGCUUUAUAGCAAAUUUUUAUUGUUUUUAAUGGUUAAUCAAUAUUUUCAGUCAUACAUGUAGUCAAAGGUGUCGUUUGAUAGUUUAUUUCUUUGGAGAUCAAUUGCUAUUAAUGUACAAAUUAAAGGAAAAUUAUGACUCUGUUGUACUGUGUUUUACAUUUUGUAGGUAUGGUUUAGGUUUACUUUUCCUCUUAGUGCAGGGAUGUCCAAUCUUAUCCAGAAAGGGCUAGUGCAGGUGCAGGUUUUCAUUCCAACCAAGCAAGAGCCACACCUGAUUCCACCUGUUUAAUCAGUUGAUCUUGGCUUUCAAUAGACUCAGGUGUGGCUUCUGCUUGGAUGGAAUGAAAACCUGCACCCACACUGGCCCUUUCCGAGUAAGAUUGGACACCCCUGUCUUAGUGGGAAGAGUCACUACAAUCAAUACAAAGUUUUUCUGACAUUUAUCCUGUGAUGAAACACUUCUGUCCUGAUUCAGGUUAACAAUGCGUCCGUCCUAAUGACUGUAUAUAUGAGUGGACAUUAUGGUGCCAUUUUCACAUUUUGAAGCCUUUUUUGGUUUAAAUGUGAGUCACCAUCUUGCAAAAACACAGCCUGUUUUGUUUUCUCCACACUUUUUAUCAGUAUGUUACAAAUAUGAAUGUAGAAGUGCCCUUUUAUGUCCCACUUGUUCUGCCAGCGGAGUUGGUUUAAAAAGGAGUGAUUGGCUAAUCCUAGCUAGUUUUAGCUGUCUUGGUUUAUGCCAUCACGUCACUAUAUCAUCAGUACAGCAAUGAGCUAGCUUAGACGUCAAAAUGAGCAACAUACCAGGAAAAACUGCAAAUAACUCCAAAAUGUUAGAACGGUUUACAGCAAAACUAAACAUGGCUUUGCUACAGAACUUUCAACAGCUUUCGGUGUGUGUUUGUGUGUGUGUGUGCGCGUUUGUUCACGAGGCUCGACUGUCCUGUCCAAAACUGUCAUCAAAUAACGUCCAUAAAAUUUGUUCAAUGUAAGGAAAAAACUGGGGGAGAUAUCCAGGUCAAAUGAAUGUGUGAAAAUGAUAGAACGCUAUUCCCAAAAAUAAUUUAGGAGAUUAAUAAAUUAGGAGUUAACAUCUUAGCAUGCAAGUUUGGGUCUUUUCCUAUUCACUAAUAUGGGAAUAGGUGGGGUUAACGACUGUACUGCAGUCAGCCACUAGACGGCCUCAGAGACAUUCUGGCUUUGCUUUUGAAUCCCUGUUGCACUAUGAUGUCCACCCAUAUAUACAGUAUACUGUUAUAGGUCCAUCCACAGAGCAUGAGGGCUCACUGAAUGGUUUAAUGAUGCAAAUCACAUGAUGGAUAGAUGGAUAGAUAGAUAGAUAGAUAGAUAGAUAGGUAGGUAGGUUUGUAGUCCAAGUUUAGCAGAGUAACAGAGAAACAGGAUG
Messenger RNA from Ictalurus punctatus (channel catfish), 2090 nucleotides. RefSeq names its product phospholipase A2 group X (gene pla2g10). Gene Ontology annotation, molecular function: phospholipid binding; calcium ion binding. The coding region runs from base 197 to 658 and encodes 153 amino acids. The record is from RefSeq and is a predicted model, not a curated record. Gene Ontology annotation, biological process: arachidonate secretion; lipid catabolic process; phospholipid metabolic process. The transcript has 4 exons. NCBI's taxonomy places the organism in Eukaryota, Metazoa, Chordata, Actinopteri, Siluriformes, Ictaluridae.